This is a messenger RNA of Nymphalis io (European peacock), 2422 nucleotides long. RefSeq lists its product as uncharacterized. Bases 162 to 1283 code for a protein of 373 amino acids. The transcript is spliced from 8 exons. The record is from RefSeq and is a predicted model, not a curated record. NCBI's taxonomy places the organism in Eukaryota, Metazoa, Arthropoda, Insecta, Lepidoptera, Nymphalidae.
GGUACCGCAGCGGCGCGUGCGACUGCGCCACUCCGUGACUCGCGCCAGUCUCGCCCGCACGCGUCCACCGCGCCGCUCCAGCCGCACGCGCACCGACCGAUUUUAUACAACUAGAAAAAGAAAGACAGGCUAAGGAAAGAGCUAUUAGAAAGGAAGAAAAAAUGAAGAGCGCAAUUUAUUUAAUGGCCUUACUGGCGAUAGCGGCGACGGCGCCUGCACCGCAGCCCGACCCCGCUGCGCAGCCCGACCCAGCACCCGCGCCCUCCGAUGACAACAGACCAGAGAUAAUCGAAAUCAUUGCGCCCGCCGCUAGUGCACAGGAAACGCUCACCACGCUGAACCUCGGCGCCCCCGGUUCUGACCUCAGCGAACGCAACAAGCGUACUAUUGGCAUUUUGAGACAACUCUUCCCUACUCUUACACAGAUAAUCGAACAGAAAGUACAGGAGAUCACCAGCAUGGUGCUGAAGGUAUUCGGGCCAGUGGUGCUUCGCGCCUUCCUAGGCAACCGCAAUGGCGGUCGUAGCAACAGCGGUGGUGGCACGAUCGAUCUGGACGAUGAAGACGACGAUGACGACGACGACGACACGGUCGCGUCUACCACCACGUCGGCGCCAGACAGACGCAAGCGGGCGCUAUUCUUCCUGCCGAAUGCGAUCGCCGACGAGAACCAACUUCUAUCGGGAGCCGAGUCCCAGCAAGCCGAAGUACGUGUUGCCUUCGGAGGGGAUCAGGCAGCCAAUGAUGACCAACAAACCGCUGCGCAGACCAAUUCAGCUUCUAUUGACGAGAUCUCAUUAGACGAUGCUGACGAAAGCGAAGAAAAUAGAAACAAAAGAUUCCUUAACUUUGGAGGCUCAAGUUCGACCGCAGGAGGAGGCGGCUCCGGCAACUUCUUAUUUGACAUCGUCAGACGUCCAGCAGAAGUAGUGGCGCGCGCUGCAGGUUCCGCGUUUCGUCUAUUUGCGGGCACCGACUCUCUCAACGUGGGUCUGACCGCCUCCCACUCCGCCACCCUGGACCCUAACGACGUACCACAACUAGUAGCGGGUUCGUCGUCCGGAUCAUCAUCGGGCGACGCCGGCGGCGCAGCGGAAGGUGAAGACAACGGCGGCCCGAAGGGUGACAACCUGACCGAAGGUGUUCCCGGCCCCAUCACGCGUCUCUUCAUCAUUGCCAACCGAGGCAUCGCCAAUCUCAUUCAGGACCUCAUCCUUCGCAUCGCGCAAACCUCUGAGAGAAUAGUCAACUUCAAGGCGCGAUUGAUUACCUCCAUCAUUUAACGCGUUUGCUUUUAGUAUAAUAUCAAGAGGCUUCGGUCAUCGCGCUCUCGUAUCGCGACUCGGAUUGACUCGUAUGAAAUCGAUCUACAAUAUCGGUUUCAUAACGAGUACGAUUCGAGUUGUGAUACGAGUCAGAAAGUCGACAGAGUGUUACCGCGGCGAACACUCUCGCUACUUGACUGAACACGAAAAUAAAUAAACCCAUUCGGGUGCUUUCUAUCGUUACGAUUGUAUCGAUUGAAAGACAAAAUUAUAAUGUUGAAAAUUAAGAAAGGCCGCAUACAAACUUGAGACAUACAUAUAAUAAAUAUCGCAUUUGUUUCGAUAGUCGUCAGCAAUAUUUAAGCUAAUAAAACGUGUAAUUUAUUAUUCGCAGGUAUUAUUUGUGAGCGGUAUUUAUGUCUCAUUUUUAAAAUAGUAAACCACGUCUACAGACAGAUUUGUAUUCAUAUUUAUUUCAUAAAAAUACCUAUUAAUAUUUAUUAAUGUUAUUUUGUUGUCUCUCUAAAUAAUAAACAAACAUUUUAUGUUCAUUUUUCAUGCAUCUUUCUAUCAAUUAAUGAAAUUGGAACUUUAUUUUCACCGUAGAACUUUUAAUUGCAACUUAUUUUUAUUUAAGAUUGGGGUAGAGGGUAUAUUACUAAAUACUGGUAGUGUAUUAUGUCUGAGAGGAUUCGCCACUUAUCGGCGUCGAAGCAAAUUGACCUGUAUUUAUUUAUGAGGCUUAGCUCCUAUGAGUUGCGAAGAGUCCUUCGACGAGCUACCGUUUUAGAGAACAGUAAGCAGAGUCCGAUUUUUCCAAUCAACGAAACAUUAUUGGAUAUAAUAUAAAGUAUGUAGUUUAGUUAAUCAGAGGGUUCGGAUGUUAGUGCUCUUAAUUUAAAGCCUUUGAAUCCAACAAAGUGGUCUACUGUAAACUGCAGUGGUACAUUACCUGAUAUAUUAAAGUUGUUUUUGUGUGCACUUAAGUCGGGAGUGCGCUGCGGCCGAGUCUCAACUAACUAUUGUAGGUAGAUUUGAGGCGGCAGAGCCGUCUUGCUCAAGCUUUUUUUUACAAUGUGACAAUCUCGAUUCGUUUUUACGUUUGUAAAUAUGUAUUAUAGCGGAAUUUGUGUAAAAUAAAUGAUUAGUAAAUAGUU